AUGAAUGGAUUCAAGCAUCGUAGAACAAUGGCGUAUCAUCCAUCUUGCAACGGCCUAGUGGAACGAUUCCACCGUCAGUUAAAGGCAGCCAUAAUGUGCCACGCUGAUAGCCAUUGGGUAGACACGUUGCCUCUGAUAUUAUUGGGCAUUAGGAGCUCAUUUAAGGAUGAUCUUCGAACAUCAUCGGCCGAAUUGUUUUACGGCGAGCCUUUACGUUUACCAAACGAAUUCUUCCAAGCCACAGCUCCUGGCUCAAUAGAUAUAUCGGACUUUACCACCCGACUGCGUCAAAUAACAUAA
Parnassius mnemosyne (clouded apollo) is the source of this 300-nucleotide messenger RNA. Lineage: Eukaryota; Metazoa; Arthropoda; Insecta; Lepidoptera; Papilionidae. The record is from the annotation of a GenBank genome assembly.